AUGUACUACUUGAAGCCUACUUUCAAUCUACUCUUCUAUUCCUUCGCUUUUGGCGGAACUGCUUUCUACUCCUAUGUAGCCUCUCCUUUGGCGUUCAAGCAUCUUAAUAGAGAAAGCUUUUCGGAACUCCAGAAAGUGGUGUUCCCAUAUUUCUUCCAGAUGCAUGCCGUAUCCCCAUUGAUACUGGGCUUGACUGCACCAAUGCCUUUACAGACGGGACCUCUUGUGUCGUUGGUCUCUGCAUCGGUUAGUGGGUGUCUAAAUUUAUUUUGGCUGUUGCCCUGGACUCGCAGGGUCAAGGAGGAGAGACAAGCUUUGGCUCAAACGCUACAGGGCGACGAGUUAGAAGCGCAAGACGCCCCGUUGAGAAAAGAAUUCGGGAAGUCUCACGGUCUAAGCCUUUUGUUCAACAUGACACACGUUAUCGGAAUGUUUGCGUAUGGUUGCUUCCUCGCUAGGGGCCUGAUUAGAUUUGUGCCCAAGUAG
Lachancea dasiensis is the source of this 486-nucleotide messenger RNA. The record is from the annotation of a GenBank genome assembly. NCBI's taxonomy places the organism in Eukaryota, Fungi, Ascomycota, Saccharomycetes, Saccharomycetales, Saccharomycetaceae.